AUGUACGCCGUCGGUUGGCCUCUUCGUCACAGAACUGUGAACUAUCGUGUUUACGUCUGCGCUAUUAGCAUACCGUGGAUCAUAGCGGCAAUAUUUACUACUUUAAUGGUGUUACGGACACUUAAUAUGAUAGGGAGGGAGCAUUUCUUCUAUUGUCUUGUUUUAAUUUCUGGAAUCCCUCUAAUAACUAUAUGUUUAGCAAACUUUGUUAUUUGGAAGAAGCAGAAAACGCCAUUUCGCGACCAGAAUCACAUCAAAAGAGAAGUGAAAUUGGCGAAGACACUAGUUCUCAUAACAGGAACAUCGCUUUUUACCUGGCUUCCUUUUCAAAUUCUAAAUAUUUUGUUUGCAUUGAAAGUCGCACAAAAUUUUCACCUUAUUGAAUUGACUGUAUUUAUUAUCAAAUUUUUACAGUUUAGCAAUUCAUUUGUGAACGUGAUGAUUUUUCCGUUCAGGAUCCCAGAAUUUAAGCGCACUCUAUUCCAGAUACUUAAUUUCCGUGUAAUUCCCUUUGGAAGAUUCAGCAUUGCGGUAUCUCCAUCAGCUGGACCGGGUCAUUUUCGCAAUGAAACGUUCACCAGGAAAGUUCACUUUAGAGUCUAAAUCCACUCAGGCACAUAAACAUUGCUACAAUGGAUAAGGAAUAUAAAAUGUAUUUUACAAAAAUAUGCAAAUAUGCUGAAAAUGAAUGUGUGCCAAAUUUUUAAUUAAAAUUUAAAUUUUUAGAAAAUUUGAGGAAACCCCCCACACUCAGUACGAGAAUACGCAUUGAAGAAAAAAUCAAAAAGUCAGUGAAGAGGGAAGAAAGCCAAACGACAAUUUUAAUCGAGGAAAACCAAAGAAGCAUCGCGAAGGAAAACCAAACAUGUAUCAAUGCCGAAAAAAGUAAAGCAUCUAUUCCGGAAAACCAGUUAAAAUGGUGACUUUUGAGCUUUCUUGAGCUAUUUUUCUUUGGUCUUUACUGAGAAAAAAUGUAGUCUUAAUCAUUUAACAAUUGGUUCAUACGUCAGCGUGCGUUCAUCGAGAUAUGAGGUACGCGGGAAGUUUCGAGAGCACGAAAGAUGCGUAAGAGUUGCUCCAGGCAAACUUCCCAAGUGUUUCAUAUCUCGAUGAACGCACAGCUGACUUAUGAACCAAUUAUUUCAUAACAUUUUCAACCCGAUGGAAAAAUUUUUUUCUCGAGGGAUUUGUUUGCUGACGUCAUGAGUGUGCACAAUAUAGAAUAUGAAGCACGCUUACGCAAUUGAAUUUGAUUCGACAAAUUUACUAGCUAGGUUAUAAUAUGUUUUGAAUAACCGUAAAGCACUUACCGGGUUUUUGUAGAUCUUGUUUAUAUACCGGAACGCUUGAAAUUUUCCUUUCGCUCGAGCAUUUCAGUUGUUGAUUGUCGGCGCCAUAGUUUGCCAAGUUGUAUGGUAGCAGGUUAAUCCAAGAUAUUCUUUGAACGAAAGAAUUUUUCCUUAAAAUAUUUGACUUAAAUAACUCUGUAUUUUGUACUUUCAGUUCUUUUGCUGAAGAUUGUAAAAUGUGAGGGACUGCUUUCUCCAAGAGGUUCAAGAGGUUGAAAUAAAAGUGGUUUUCAUUCUAAAUAUAUCUUGUUUCCCAUUUCAGGGUGCAAAGAAAGUCAGUUUUACCGUAGAGCAAGCUGUAUUUAACAUCUACUAGCCCGAAAGUCAUUUUUACCAGCCCGGAAAAAUUUUUUCGCUAGCAGAAAAAAAGAGCUGUUUUGCUCUUAGUGCUGCCACACUGCAGAAUUUUCACCGGGUCACCGCAAAAUAUGAAUGGUUAACAUGCAUUUUAGACAUUUUAGAAUUUAGAAAUACAUUUUAUAACAAAAAAAGAAAAAAAAAAAACGGAAAAAACGGCGUUGAAACCUUGAAACCAAAGUUCUCAAUGGACACACUAAAUGACAACGUCGACAACGCAAAAAGCUGCCAGUGAAAGCGCUUCAUUCUCCAAUUUGCCGCCAAAAAAAAUUUGCCGCCAGAGUAUUUCUUAGCAACUGACAGGGGAGAUAUUUAUAUUAUUAAAGGGAUAAAAAUUUGAUGGCUUUCAUUAGUUUGCUUCUAAUUCAAAUGGAUACCCUUUCAAAGUCGGGUGUCAAUAUCUAGCAAAUGCAGCUUGCAAAGAAAGUCGUGUCCGAUAGCCCGGGGCUAGUAGAUUUUGCGAUCGGGCUAGUGGAUUCUGUGGUUAACUUGCCCGUGGCAAGUGAAGAGUUUUCGGAGAAUUGAAAUUACAGAAGUACUGUAAGACAAAUGUUUUAAAUUUUUAAUCAAUUCAUGCGGACCGAAAGUAGCUCUCACGAAGUGAAAUCUGCACAAACAAGACGAAGUGUCGCAUUACAUGUCAGACGAGACAUAAUGAGAUCCCGUGCAUAACGUAGAAGCAGGUACUGAAAAAAGCUUUGGAGGUUUUUUGAAUAGUCUAGAGUAGCUGUUUUUCCCACGUUCAAAAAGACAUGAAACCCGUGCGAAGAAUUUAAGGAUCGUUUCAAAUGCUUCGAUUAUCUGAAUCCAUUCGAACGACUUUUUCAGCCCAUUUUAAUUUGCCUAUCUCGGUUUCGUUGUACAGUCAGCUCAGUUCAACAGUUCCCUGCUGCACCAGAGUCAAGAAUACAUCCAGAAAAUUAUACAUUUUAACCUUUCUACAAAAGUUAAGUAGAUGUGAAAGGGGAACUCUGACACAUUUUGAAAACAAAGUUGAUUUCAAGGCAACUCAUAAAUUUACACGGGUGAAUAAUAUUCACAAUGUCUCACUCGUGAGUUCUGAAGAGGGGUAUGAAUAUUAUCAAACAGUUUCUGACGCGUCAUAUUUUUUCAAAUUAUUUUCUUUAAACUGUUUCUGACGCGUCAGAAAUAUUUAUGUUCCAAGUUGAUUUUCUUCAUCAGAAACAGUUUGUUUCUGAGCGUCAGAAAUUUUCAAAUUCAUUCAACUUGCUUGUGACGCUUCAGAAAAUUAUCAAAUUUACUUUCUUCAAACUGCACUUUCUUCAAACUGCUUCUGGUGCCAGAAACAUUCACGUUUUAAAUUUAUUUUCUUGUUUUUGACACGUUAGAAAUUUUUCAAAUGUAUUUUCUUCAACUUGUUUCUGACGCAUCAGAAACAUCGAUGUUUCGAAUUUAUCUUCUUUAUCAGAAACAGUUUGUUUCUGAGCGUCAGAAAUUUGUUCAAAUUUACGUUCUUCAAACUGCUUCUGAAGCGUCAGAAAUUUUUCUACUUUAUUUUUUCGUCAACCUGUUUCUUUCAAAUUUAUUUUCUUAUUUCUGACGCGCCGGAAUUUUUUUAAAAUUUGUUUCUGCGACAAACAAGUCUAGUUGUGGUGAAUUUGCAUAGCCUUUGUAAAAACAUGUCUUUUCAAACUCAAAUCUUAUUUCGUUCUGUUUACGAGUGAUCCGAGUUUUAUUUUUAGUAAACGUCUUUAAACUUUUCUCUUAUUACCUCAACGUCAAUCUCAGAUGAGCUUCUUUCUUUAUUUCUCCAUUUCUUUAUUCAGGAAAUAAUGCUGCUCAUUAUUGCUCUCGCGCAAAAUUGAGUUGAACUCAACGUCAGAGAGAAUUAUUUGCAAUCGCCUUUAAAAACAACCUGCUGACUUACAGGUGCUUUUUCUCUGGAAUUGAAAUAGUUUUUUCUUGUUUUGUAAUUUUUUUAUUGAUUUGUCCAAUAAUACCAAAUGAAUUUAGGUUGAAAUGAGGUUUCUCAUAACUGACGUGUCCUUGACAAAUUAGAGAAAAUUAGAUCCGUUUGGCACACAACAUACACUGUGACAGGAGUAACAUCGGCUGUAUUGUGAUCAAGCGGUAAGGCGGUUUCGCAGAGUGGAAUUUGGGAUAAUAGCUCAAACCUCAAAGGAAGGUCAUUGAUUCUCGUCGGUCACGAAAAUUCGCAUACAUUAGAUAUAAUUCCUAAGUGACAUUUUUCGUUGAGUUGGGACUCCAGAAUAAUAGUUAACCCCAUCAAGGAGUUGCCCGACAUUUCACCAAGCGCGGACUUCCGAUUCAAAGAAGGUGAUAAUCACGGUCUCGGAUCUGUUUUCGUUUACGUCUCAUAUGUUGGUCCGGAAGCAGAUCAUUCAGCAGCUUAUCCUGGAAGAAAAAAAUUCAGCGAUGAGGGUGGAAAAGCAAUUAAAGGAGUUCUUUUGUUUUCACGGACAUUACUUUCAUCGAUAUUUUGUUACCUUUUACUCCAUAAUUUUUCUUUGUUUGUGUCAUUCAUAAAGUUCUUUACCGUAAAUUUUAUUCAUUCAGAUCUACCGUUUAACUGCUUGAACCGCCUAACUGUUUAUACUGCCUUUAUCAAUCACUUUACGUCGCUUUACAUCGUCUUUAAUUUGCCAUUUGGCCCGUACCUCGUACAACGUUUCAACCGCCUCAAAUGUUCAUUUCGCUUUAAUACUUUAGUAAAUUUCGUUUGUGCGUUGGACACAUACGAGUGAUUUUGGCCCCAAUAGUUAAUGAGCUCCACUUCAAGAGAAACCUUGAAGAUAAUAGCUUCAACAUACUCCUUUUCGUGUUUUCUAGAGAAAAAGUCUAAAAACAUCAAUUGCUGUUGGGAACACAGCGACCAAAACAAAUAGCGUCAGUUUCUGGUGCCAACUCCGCUCCACUUUCCGAGCCAAAAGCCCCAGGGAAAAUUAUAAUAAACUACCACUGUCAUGCUGAAACAAAUUAUAUUGAAAAAAUGAAAACUAGAGACUCUUCGAGCACAAAGUUCAUUUAAUUACAGGUUCUCUUUUCACACUGUGUUUUAACUUUACAACAACAACAACAACAAAAAAGUCUGGGCUCUUAACUUAUAAGUGAUAAUUCCCAUCCGAAAGAAUUUUAAUGGAAAAUUUAAAAAACUACUAUUUCGACGACGAAAUGACGGUCCAAAACAUACACGGCCACCAUGUUCCAAAGUUGCAUGGUGUCUCUAAAAACGCUAGAACAGUGAUAGAACAGCGAUAAUGGUACCUGGUACUCCAAAUUAAAACUAAAUCAUUUCAAACAGGCUCAAGCUUUGCAUAAUAGGCACACGAUUUUUGAUCAGAGUAUUUUAGAUCAGCGGAUGUAUGUAAAAGUCACGCGCGAGGAGAGAAGGGUCGUAAUUUUGCAAGAACUUGCGCCCGCGCUCUGCUGUGAGCAUCAUGCUUUAUAAGAUCAAGAUGAAGAUCGACCUCAUCGCCUGAAGAAGACUAGCAGUAUGCAGUCGAAACGUCGCGAUCUACAUCACACGUGACUACAAUGUGAGACAAACGAAAGAAAAAAAAAACUUAGCUUUUAUUGUUAUUCACCACGAUGAAUAACCACAACCUUUUCUACGAAAUUCCUGUCCCAUGUUGUCAUCUCUGGGUAAUUACUUCUACGAUCAACAAUUAUAUCGUGAACAAGUUUAUGUAUUCCCACAGCCAAAGCAAAAUCUGUCACAAAAGUUUUUUUUGAUCUUUUCCUACAUUUUCAGUACAUAUCAAUUAAAGCUUUAGCAUGUUCAAGUGACGCUUCUGUCAAAUAGGUUUCAAUCGUGGAAAGCUUUAUUCAAGGAUUGGUAAUGCUGGUUCUCGGAACUCAAUCGUGUUUCAAGUUGAGGAUCAUUAUAGCAGAACGAAGAUACGAGUAUGUUUUCGUCACCAACAUCUUUGGUCAUCUGUUCACUUUCUCGAGAAAAACUAUCAGUCACGGGUUUUCCUUCUCUGGUGGUCACGUUACAGUUAUCUUUCGCAUUACCGUCGGAGGAUUUUGUAUCUUGGGAAAGUUUAUUGUGACGCUCUUCAGAGUGAUGUUUGUUUUCAAUUGCUGUUUGUUUAGUGUUUGAGUUUUUAUUGCCUCUCCUGUUGUUUUAGAGGCUUCACUCCCCAUUGGUCAUAAAAACUAAGGUUAUUAUCUAUCAUUGACAACACUAGCCACUGAUGACUCGCGUGAAUUAUCGUUUGCGUGUUGUAGCCGCCAUAUUGUUUGGCUUCAGUCACCCUGAGCAACCAAUCCUAAAAUGUACAGUUUGCUGCGCUAUCGACACAGCUGCGACAGCGGAGACAUAGCGGUCAGACGUUUGUGCAUGUGCAAUGUUGUAAUGAUCAUUAGCAACGAAAUGGAACGAACGCACCUAAUCCACCGAGCAAGUGAACCCAUUUUGCUGCUGUGUUGGUGUGUCGAUUAGCCAUCAUGGUUGACGCUCUUUUAGGAAACAAGCGGUCUCAAACGAGUUACCAUCAACCACACAAGCCAAUAAUUCACGGUGUUUUAAAAGCGUAUAACCUUUGUCGGAGAGCUCAAAACAGAAUGGUAAAUCAACAGGGUUACCCGUACUUGAACAAGCUUCAUGUCCAAAAAGUCUGGAGCUUUUCCUUUCCCUGGAUUUGUUUCCUUUAAAGAGAUUCUCUGAAAGUUUCAACUGUUUUCGCCUACAUUACUUUUCGAGAGAGCGGUUGCUUCUUCUGUUUUCCAUUGAAAAUCUUCGCGGGAAACCGGGUUGCAGCCGGCCAGAAUUGAUCACCUCACGCACGGCUGACGUUUGAACACUGUGUUAUUUUAAGGCCAGACUCCUUAUCAUAUUGAAUAUUAUUUCCUCUGUUCAUACCUUAGCGACUAUAGAUUCAACAUAACUAGGUACGUGGUUUCAGUUUUUCGCCAAAUUUUUCUCUGAUUCUUGCUUGACAUAUGCUCCCUGACUACACCUAGAAGGUGGAACUAUUUUCGUAUCCAACCAGCCUUAGCGGGAGGAAAUAAAGAUGUCAAUCUUCGACCCUACUGCCAAAAUAAAAAUGAGCUUGCAUUAAUUAUGAAUUUUUUCUUCCACUUCUGCUUAGCAUUAAAAUAAGUGUCGGGCAUCAUCCAUAGUAGAAAGCUAUUCGCCCUUUAAUUGAAGACCCACUGCUGUUCCUCAACCUUACAGUAGCUGUUGUUGAAAAAGAGCUUGUUUACAGGUGAGAUAUAAAGACAAUAAAGCGUGUAGCAUAUGAAGACUGGAACAUUAAAAUGUUCUUCUUGAUCUUUUUCUUCCGAUUUUGUCUCGUCAAAUUUUGGUCUGACAAUGCUUGUGAAUUGUUUAGAGUAGCUGUUUUUUCCCACGUUCAAAAAGAAAUAAAACCCGUACGAAGAAUUUAAAGAUCGUUUCGACUGUUUCGAUUAUCUGGAUCCAUUCGAACGACUUUUUCAGCCCGUUUUAUUUGAACGACUACAUCAUUCUUUUAAGCAAAUUCUUUGACUUUAUUUCUAGAAAUCAGGUCAAAGAUGGCACCUCUUUAUAAUGCUGGUAUUGGUAUCAACUUGUUAAUAUUCUUCUGUCGUUAAAUUUCGAAAGUUUUUUUCUUAAAUUUUUUUCUACUGGCCGUACGCUUUCAGCCCAACUGGGACCGUCACCCGACUCAACUUAACGUUUCGUUGUUUCAGGACUGUUUAAUUUCUUUUUUUAAAGAUGUAAAAAAUAUUUCUAACUUGAUUCUAAAUUACAUAAAAGAGUAUCGUUUAAAAAAAUACCAAAUGCUCGUUUACUAAGGUAUUUUUGCUCCCAAAAAUUUUUUACCGUUCAGAUUUAAUAGCAAAGGUUUGUUUUCAUGGCAGGUCUAAAGAAAAACAGUGCCCAGUAAAAUGGAUUUUAACUCAUGGAACAUCUUCUGGGGUAUAUGUUUUGGUGUAUUGGGGACUUUGAUCACUGCAGGAAAUGUUCUCACCAUCUGGAUAUUCUUCAAACAGAGACGCCAAAAACGCACUUACCCUCUUCUCAUAAGCUUGGCUGUUUCCGAUUUGCUGGUGGGAAUUUUCGCUGUCCCUUUUUAUUUAAAAGCUGUUGUAUCACAGGGCCUUGCGUGGCUCGUUAUUUCUAUCGGUGCUGACAUUUUCACUGGUACAACGUCCAUCUACACUCUUGCAGUCAUUUCCUUGGAAAGAACGUUCGCUGUCGGUUGGCCUCUCCGUCACAGAACUGUGAACUAUCGUGUUUACAUCUGCGCUAUUAGCAUACCGUGGAUCAUAGCGGCAAUAUUUACUACUUUAGUGGUGUUACAGACAUUUAAUAUAAUAGGGAGGGAGCAUUUCUUUUAUUAUCUUGUUUUAAUUCCUGGAAUCCCUCUAAUAACUAUAUGUGUAGCAAACUUUGUUAUUUGGAAGAAGCAGAAAACGCCAUUUCGCGACCAGAAUCACAUCAAAAGAGAAGUGAAAUUGGCGAAGACACUAGUUCUCAUAACAGGAACAUCGCUUUUUACCUGGCUUCCUUUUCAAAUUCUAAAUAUUUUGUUUGACUUGAAAGUCACAGAAAAUUUUCACCUUUUUCAAUUGACACUAUUUAUUAUCAAAACUUUACAGUUUAGCAAUUCAUUUGUGAACGUGAUAAUUUACCCGUUCAGAAUCCCAGAAUUUAAGCUCACCUUAUUCCAGAUACUUAACUUCUGUGUAAUUUCCUUGAACCAUCACUAA
This is a messenger RNA of Pocillopora meandrina, 8387 nucleotides long. The record is from the annotation of a GenBank genome assembly. NCBI's taxonomy places the organism in Eukaryota, Metazoa, Cnidaria, Anthozoa, Scleractinia, Pocilloporidae.